UGAAAUUUUAAAAUUAUUUUGUUGAAAUUUUUUAUUAAAUAAAAGUUUGGAUAAAUGGCAGUUGCUAAAGGAAAGAUUAUUGCAGUAAUAGCUGAUCGGGAUACCUGUACUGGAUUUCUUCUUGGUGGAAUAGGUGAAAUUAAUGCAAAGCGACAAAAGAAUUUUUUGGUCGUUGGGAAAGAAACAACUGUUCAAGAAAUACAGGAUGCAUUUGUUAAGUUUACUACACGAGCUGAUGUUGCCAUUAUACUUAUUACACAAAAGGUUGCUGAAGAGAUUCGUCAUUUAAUUGACUCGCAUGUUCAACCUAUUCCAGCAGUCCUAGAGAUUCCAUCCAAGGAUUGUCCUUAUGAUUCUUCAAAAGAUUCUAUAUUAAAAAGAGCCAAGGGAAUGUUUAGUUCAGAAGAUUUUCGAUAAUUCCUAUAAAUCUUAUUUAUUAAUUUUUGUAUUGAUUUUAAAAUUUGUACAUCAAUUAAAAAAAUUGUUUUUAAUAAAUAAAUUUCAUUGUUUAAAAA
Molecule: messenger RNA, 515 nt
Organism: Hydra vulgaris (swiftwater hydra)
Lineage: Eukaryota; Metazoa; Cnidaria; Hydrozoa; Anthoathecata; Hydridae
Product: probable V-type proton ATPase subunit F
Biological process (GO): proton transmembrane transport
Cellular component (GO): proton-transporting V-type ATPase, V1 domain; membrane
Molecular function (GO): proton-transporting ATPase activity, rotational mechanism
Source: RefSeq, a predicted model, not a curated record